GCGGACAUCUCCGCGAUCCCUGAAAUGCCAGUAAAGUGCGAGAGGGGGAGAAGGGGGCCAGCCCGGUCUAGCAAAUGAGAAAAUAGAGAAGUGGGGAGUCCGACGGUGAAUUUUACGUCAGGCUUGAGACGUGGGCGUGAAGAAGGGAGAGAAAAAAAAAACACGAGGCAUCACCGCCUUCUCUUAACGGGGUGCACCAUUUCACUGCACCGCGCCGCGCCGACAACGGAACAAAUCACAAAGAGUUUCUGAUUAGAUGCGUGAACUAAACAGCGAUGUCCGACGCUCAGAUCUGGCAAUCUUUUCCCCUAACAACUAUAUAAAAUUGGCAUAUAUACUCCAAUGGUUUUACUGGACGUAGAAUGGGAUUAACUUUGUCUGGAAGAUAUAUUUCAUUGUUUCUUGCUGUUCAAAUAGCCUAUUUGCUGCAGGCGGUUCGAGCAGCGGGGAAAUGUGAAACAGUGUUCAAAGGUUUCUCCGACUGUCUGCUUCAUCUGGGAGAUAGCAUGGCCAACUAUCCACAGGAGCUGGACGAGAAGGAAAACCUUCAGACCAUCUGCACUUACUGGGAUGAUUUCCAUUCAUGUGCGACCACUGCUCUGGCAGACUGUCAGGAGGGAGCCACAGAUCUGUGGGAGAAGCUGAAAAAAGAGUCCAGAAAUCUGGACUUUCGCGGCAGCUUGUUUGAACUGUGUGCGGCUGGGAACGGCGCGAGCCGAUCAUCGGUUCCGUUCGGCCUAACGCUGAUCCUUACGGCACUGUCUGCGCUCGUCACGUGGAUGCAGUUUUAACCCACGGAGAGAGAAGAAGAAGAAGAAAAAGA
Messenger RNA from Carassius carassius (crucian carp), 823 nucleotides. RefSeq names its product neuritin-like. The coding region runs from base 363 to 791 and encodes 142 amino acids. The transcript is spliced from 3 exons. NCBI's taxonomy places the organism in Eukaryota, Metazoa, Chordata, Actinopteri, Cypriniformes, Cyprinidae. Gene Ontology annotation, biological process: neuron projection extension; nervous system development. The record is from RefSeq and is a predicted model, not a curated record. Gene Ontology annotation, cellular component: plasma membrane.